AUGAUUUCUGCAAAAGAAAGUCGACAUGAAAGUGCGUGGGAGGAAGAAGCUUUACUAGAGCUUCUCUUUAGAGCACCAGAUUUAGUAACUGAUGAUGAUCUACUAAACAUAUCUUUGAGCAACUUAGCUAAGAAUGUGAACGAUGAAUCACCAGCUUCUUUGAUCAUGAGAAUAUAUUGCCGAUGGCUCGAAGUCCAUCGAAGAAGCUCAUUACAACUAUUUAAAGCUUGGCCAAACACGAUCAAACAGUGGGUGGAAUCAUUGGAGCACCGUGGAGUUGACAAGGAAGCAGUAAUCGCACACGUUAUAGAUUGGAAGAAAUCCAAUGGUCCUUCCACGCUCAAUGGCCCGAAAGGAUGGAUUGAGGAGAAGCACCUUCCUUCCGUUGAUGAGAUUGAAAAAGUGUUUAAUGAGAGAUACGGCUUAAACAAAGAUAAACCUUCGGAUAAAGGAUACUCUGACAGAGGUGAGUAUCGAUCGGACAAGCCCUCGAGUAACUCGGAUCUCGGAGGCAGCCGUUCAGAGUAUAUCCCACCGAGUUAUAUCUGCAAUCGAUGCGGGAAAAAUGGCCACUUGGUCAAAAAAUGUCCAACAAAUAUGGAUCCUACUUUUGACAAAAAGCCACCGGGGUCGUACAAAUGCUCGAUUUGUAACAAAUUCGGAAAGCACUGGUAUUCCCUAUGCCCAGAGAACACCAAAAAAGACUCCAUCACCCAAAAACGUCUGGCUGCCGGGAUGAAAGCCAAAACUCAACAAAGAACCUUGGAUAAGAGAGACGACUCUAAGGCAAGGCAGGGGGGGAUGUCAAAAUCAAACAAUUUCGAAAACGAAGGUGCGGAGUGGGAUUCGAGUCAAUGGCGAGGUGAAAACUUGGAGACAUUUAAGAAAUCUAGUUCCUCUAAACGAGAACAAGCAAUGACUUUAGAUGACGAUAUCGAUCGAGAGCCAGAAUUGCCAACUCGUAAAAACAUGCUUGAACAACUUGCCGAUAUCGAGGAACGCAUACACAGAGCCUCCGUGGCUAUGGCAGAAGAUACCGGGAUGUCAAUGGAAGGGGUAGCAGAAGUGACUGGUGUGUCGAUCUCCAAUGUGGCCUCUACCAUCAUGGCAGCUAAUCGCAAGCGUGCUCGCUCCAUGGAAAUGAAUGAUAUUGAUUACAAGGAGCAUCAACGUACCACCAGACAAAAAGUUGAAUAUGAUGAUAGAGAAGAGCUGAUGCAAGGUGUUGAUGACACAAGACCCUUACACUUGGACACUGAAAGACAUGACGCAGAUGCUAGGGGAAUACUCAAGGAAACGGAUCCCUACACCGCAGAAUUUGAGUUGAGCCAAAAACUUCCAGUCAGAAAAUCGACAAAUUCAACCGAGAAUUCUGUGCAAAGCCCACUCUCUGAUAUGAACAUGCGCCAGCGAGAGGUUUCAUCUAUGGAUACUUCUAGCGAAGAUGACAUCCGAACUCCUGUGGAUGAUAUGGAAGCAGGGUGUGACUCGCCACGGGUUCGUUCAGACACGCCAGAGAAAAUCUAUUCCGAUUUUGUUAAGAGCCUAAUUGCAAAUCGAACAGAAGGUCAAAUUGUAAACCUGAGAAGAAGACGUCGCACAGCGGUAGAGCUAUGGGAUGAAGACGACCAACGUCGCAUGGGACAAUUGGAUGUGUCAACAUCAUCCCGACAGAGCUCUUCUCCAUUGUCUUCCGCUUCAUCAAUGGAUUCAGAUCAUACCUUUGAUUCACCUGGCCGAGUUUCAAGUGAGAUUCCUUACUUCAUUCUUGACAAAAAUACGUCAGCCUCCCCAGGUUCCGAUAUUGAAAUGCAAGAGUAA
Molecule: messenger RNA, 1821 nt
Organism: Botrytis deweyae
Lineage: Eukaryota; Fungi; Ascomycota; Leotiomycetes; Helotiales; Sclerotiniaceae
Exons: 4
Coding region: 1-1821 (606 amino acids)
Molecular function (GO): zinc ion binding; nucleic acid binding
Source: RefSeq, a predicted model, not a curated record